GGGAGCAGCUGCGGCCGGCGCGGCCCGCCGGGACCCGCCCCGCCUCCUCGCCGGGCACCUGCUCGGGGCGGAGCGGCGGCGGUGGUGACCGGAGGAGCUGCGGGAGGCGGCGGUGGCUCCGGAAGCAGCCCCGCUGGCGCUUCAAGAAACUCAUAUAAACGUAUGAGAGAAGAUGACAAGAUCUAGAUCAAGAUCACCACGUUGGAAACCAAGGUCCUUGUCUCCAGCGUUUAGGAGUCCAGAGCACCAUAGGCAAAGGCAUGCUCAUAUUACUUAUGACUGUGAAUAUAAAAGCUUUCGUAAUGACCCAAAGAAGCCCAUGCCUUGGAGAACAGAAGAUGAAAAAUAUGGACAAAGUAAUUCCAGGUGUGCACCGCAUGGAAAUAACCAUCAGAGAAUAUAUGAGCGUAGAUCACCUUCACCAAACUUGAAAAGAAUUCCCAUGGAAGAUACUUACAGUCAUAAGCCCUACCGAACACACUCAUCUGAAAGAACUGAAAGCAAUAGGAGAUGCCAGUUACCACCAAAAUACUCAGAGAUACCGUAUAAAGAGCAUGAUCGUCCCUUUUACCAACACAAAAUGGAAGACAGAUACACGUUUGAGCACUACAAAGUCACUGGAAAUGAAAAAGGAGCGAAACCUUUUCAUAGACCGUUAGGGGCUUCUUGUAAACUUGACAGAAAAUGGCACGAAGAUGACUUGAGGCACCAGAGGUUACACGAAGAGAAGUAUGGUCAGUCACCCAGAAGAAUUUCUGAUGAAUUUACAGCAAGGAGCUCUUUACAGAAGAGGUAUCCUGAAGAUCACGAUUACAGAGAGUAUGGGCACACGUCUAAAAGGGCUAAAGAAAUGGAGAGGUAUGACGGUGGAGAAGUAGCAAGAAAUUCCAAGUGGAAGCAAGAGCGUUCUUUUCCACCCUACCAGGAAAAGGAAGAGCAAAGAAAUCUGGGUGCCCAGUCCCAUCGGUCGGCCGAGAGGGAGUACUCGGAGGGUUCUGUCACAAAGAUAGCCUAUGAGUACAGUCACAAACGGCGCAGGCAUCUGGAUGUGGAGAAGCCUUUUUCAGAUGACCGAGCUCAGAAGUAUGUGAAGCAGCAGGAAGACCAGAAAUAUGGUUCUUCUAAGGGUGCAUGGGAUGGCAAAGAGCUGGAUUACUUUAGUGGUGGAAGAGCAAGACGGGCUGAAGAAGGGCAUGUCGAAGUACCUGUUAAAUAUAGUUCAAAGAAGGGCUGUGCUGCUUGUGUUAACUCUUCCAAAAUGGGUGUUGAUCUGAGAUCUUUUAAAAACAAACCGAAGGAAAGAGUAAGGAAAGAAGGGGAAUUCAGGAAAAAAGUAGAUUCCUCCGAUAGCCAGCAUGAUUCAAGUCACGCUGUUUCAGAUGUCAACUGUAGGAGGGAACAUCUCACAAUCAAAGUGGAUAUGAAGAAAAUGAUAACCAAGUACAGGACUGCCUCUAGUCAUACUACAGAGAGACAGAUGUCACAUGAUCUGGUUGCUGUUGGCAGGAAAAAUGAAAAUUUUCAUCCGGUGUUUGAGCACAUGGAAUCUGUAACACAAAAUGUUGAAAACGACCCAUCAAGAGAAUUUACUCAGGAAAUAAUCACAAUUAUCCAUCAAGUUAAAGCAAAUUAUUUUACAUCAUCUGACAUAACUCUUCAUGAACGGUUCUCAAAAAUUCAGGAUAAACCAGUCGCAAAUAUGAAUGAAGUUAAAAUACGUUCGGAUCCAGAAAUUCACAGGAGGAUUGACAUGUCCCUAGCAGAACUUCAAAACAAACGAACUGUGCCAUCUGAGUCUCCCCAGAGCAUUAUGAGAGUGUUAGAAGAUCCAAAUGAUCUACGACACGAUAUAGAAAGGAGAAGAAAAGAGAGAUUGAAGAAUGAAGAUGAGAGAGCGUUUCAUGUAGAUGGUGUAAGUCGAAGGAAUCAGCAAAGCUGCAGUCUUUCAAAAUUACAAACCUCUCCACUUGAUGGCUUCCAAAAGCCUAUGAGGUUCAUUAAGCCACCUUUCAGGAAAUUUAUUGGGAGACCUCACCUGAAUUCUUAUUAUUCUUCAAAACCGAGUGAUACUUACCCUCCCAGACGCUUUAGAGGACACCUUGAAAAUGCAGGACCCAUCAGAAGACACUUUAAGAGCAACUUUACAGAUGGCCGUUUGCAAUCCCAUUAUAAAUCAGGCUUAGUACAGAAGGGUUUAUAUAUUCAGGCUAAGUACCAGCGGUUACGUUCUGUUGGUGCAAGGGGAUUUACCACUAAUAAAUUCAGAGAUGGAUUUGUGAGGAAAGAAAAGGGAAAUUUAAAUAUUGCAACAGAAACCUGAGCUGAGUUCUGAUCCUGAAGCUGAAAGAGAUAACACAACAAAGGGAGCAUCUGUUCGUUUUUGACAACUUUGUCAAGACUUAAAAUAGGAUAAAGGAACUAACCCCGUAACUUUCUUGAUUAAAAAUAACUUUAUUUUUCA
Colius striatus (speckled mousebird) is the source of this 2461-nucleotide messenger RNA. It is a transcript of the gene BCLAF3, whose product is annotated as BCLAF1 and THRAP3 family member 3. Gene Ontology annotation, cellular component: mediator complex. Lineage: Eukaryota; Metazoa; Chordata; Aves; Coliiformes; Coliidae. The record is from RefSeq and is a predicted model, not a curated record. The transcript is spliced from 12 exons. The coding region runs from base 173 to 2320 and encodes 715 amino acids. Gene Ontology annotation, biological process: positive regulation of transcription by RNA polymerase II. Gene Ontology annotation, molecular function: transcription coregulator activity; DNA binding.